AUGUACCAGCUGGAGAGGCGCGCCAUUUUCUCCAAAAGAUGGCUUCUUCUCACACAUUCCAGUCGGUUCACCAAAACAGGCGACUUCCUCUCAUUCACAGUCGCAAACCUAUCAUUCUUCCUGAUUCAAGAUCGCGAUGGAAACAUCAACGGAUUUCAUAACGUAUGCCGGCAUCGCGCAUUCCCAGUCGUCCAAGCUCAAUCUGGCACCACUUCAAUUCUGAGCUGCAAAUAUCACGGAUGGUCCUAUGGCCUCAAAGGAAACCUCGCAAAAGCACCUCGCUUCGAGACGGUCCCCGAGUUCGACAAAAGUCAACAGGGUCUACUACCCAUCCAUGUCCAUACCGACAAAGCUGGCUUUAUUUGGGUGAAUCUUCAAGCUGGUGAUCCCGACGUAAAGUGGGAAGAAGAAUACGAGCGCAUUGACGAACAACCGAGAAUGCAAGAUUUCGAUUUCGCUGGGGAAUAUACUUUCGACCAUUACUGGGAGAUGGAUGUUGAUGCUAAUUGGAAGGGCUUGAUUGAGAAUUAUAAUGAGUGCUAUCAUUGUGCGACCUCUCAUCCACUUAUUAGUGGUGUGUCGGAUUUACCUCGGUACCGCGUUGAGCCUAAGGCUGGUUAUAUGGAACACCAUAUCUUCAAUAAGGAGAAAAUCGAUACGCAGUUUAAGAGGGCUAUCACUUACUUCUUUCCUACAACGUCUAUUACGGUCACCGAUAAAUUCUUCUAUAUUCAACGAAUGGUUCCACUUACUGCCACCACGAGUAAAGUUGAAAACGAAGUGUAUCGGCAUCGAGACGCUACGGACGAGGAGUUUGAGAAUAUAAAUGCUUUUUAUAGGCAAGUGUUGGACGAGGAUAAGGAGCUUUGUGUUGGGACACAGGAGAAUUUGAAUAGUGGGGUGUUCACCAAUGGUGAGCUUCACCCAAGCAAGGAGAAGGGGCCAAUCCACUUUCAAAACAGCGUACGGGAGAUGCUCAUGGAGCAUCGAAAACAAGAAGAGAAACAAGGAGGCCAAGAGAUAUGGCCUGCUGUCCCUAAAUUUAUUGGCGGAAUGACUGCGAAGCUGGCAGAGGAAGAGCGAUUUUGCUCGAAACUGGAGGCAGCCAGCUGUGUGAGCAGAUCUGAGCUUGCAUGGUAG
Messenger RNA from Penicillium pulvis, 1140 nucleotides. RefSeq names its product aromatic ring-hydroxylating oxygenase subunit alpha. Gene Ontology annotation, molecular function: 2 iron, 2 sulfur cluster binding; iron ion binding. The transcript is spliced from 3 exons. The record is from RefSeq and is a predicted model, not a curated record. NCBI's taxonomy places the organism in Eukaryota, Fungi, Ascomycota, Eurotiomycetes, Eurotiales, Aspergillaceae. Bases 1 to 1140 code for a protein of 379 amino acids.